AAAUAUAUCAGGGUACGGUAGCCGGGAGUUUCUAAUUUUGCGCACUUUACUCACCAGCAACUCAUUUUUUCGAGGAUUUUCGCCUAUCUUCUAUUCGCAAAAUGAUUUGGGAGAUCCCGAUUAUCGGCGAUUUCAUCACCAAACCGUUCAAAGCGGCGAAGCUCUACGAAUUUUACGAUCGACUUCACCUUUUCACAGUUUAUCUUCUCGGAUUCUUUGUUCUACUCACUGGUGCUAAACAACAUUUCGGAAAUCCAAUCGAUUGCAUGCUCCCGAAGCAACAUGAUGAUCUGAAAUCGUGGCGCGACUACAUUCACAAUUUCUGUCUUUUCUAUGGAACUUUCCGAUACGACGUGAGCAAUGGAACGUCUGAAUUUGGAAGUUACACUGAAGAUGCAUCUGUCAACUAUUAUCAAUGGGUUCCUUUCUUCUUUGCAUUUCAAGUAUGCUGCUUUCUUCUUCCUUUCUGGUGCUGGGCAUACAUGCAAAAGCUUAUUUACAUUGACAUGGCUUUCAUUGUGGAUUACUCUGGAAAAAUCAACAGCGAGAAAACGUUUGAAAAGACGAAGGAAAAAGUGGAUCGAAUUGUGAAUUAUAUGCAUGAUCACUUCAAGUUCCGUCGUGCCCACAAAAUGGGAUAUCUAUCGUGGAUCACAUUUAACUCAGCUUUUCCCAGUGUCUUGUACAGUCUCACAAAGUUAUUUUUCAUAACUAAUGUGAUUAUUCAAGUGAACUUGGUUUGCAAAUUCUUGGACGUUGAUUCGUGGACUUGGGGUUUUGAUCUUCUCGGCAAAUUCAUUCACCCAACUCCACGUGCUCCCGAGUUCUCCUCGUUUUCCGACAAACAAAGAUUCGCGGCAAUUCUCACAGACGGCAGUUACAAUCGUUUCCAGUACUUCCCAAUUCUUGUGGGAUGUGAAUAUCAGUUGCAAGAAUCAGUUAGCAACUUUGUGAAUCAUAAAGCUCAAUGCAUUAUUCCGAUGAAUGUGAUUAACGAGAAAAUUUUCAUUGGGCUUUACUUUUGGCUUCUUGUGCUCACCGCGCUCUCGGUAAUUGGAACUGUUAAGUGGAUUCUUCGUAUCAAAAGUAAGAAGCUCAACGAGGUGAUGAUCUACAAAUUGAUCAAAAAAUCAUUGGAACGAGAGCCAUUCGACAGUAAUAUUCAUGAUCACCGCUACAACUUUGUUCACAAGUACCUGUGUGCCGACGGAAUUCUUUUAAUUUAUUUCAUGAUGGAUACGAAUGGAUUUUUGAAAACUGAAGAAGUCAUCGGUGCUCUUUUCAAGAAAUAUUGCUCAGACGCUGGCCUUGAACCGUUGCAGACCGCUCCAACUCUCACUUCAAGUCCAAGAGAUUUGGCUUAUUCAGAAACCAAUUACGGAUUCGCUGCACCGCAGAAGAUUUAAGUCUUUUCAACAGUACACCAUAAUUUCACAAAGUAUUCUGUCUAACAUGUUUAUCUAUUGUUUGCUCCCUCUUCUUUCUCAGGUAAAGUUAUUAUUAUAACUGUUUUAUUCAUUCAUUUUAUUAUUAUCAUAUACAAAAAAUGAACCUGCAACCUGAUUUUG
Caenorhabditis elegans is the source of this 1568-nucleotide messenger RNA. RefSeq names its product Innexin-14 (gene inx-14). Gene Ontology annotation, cellular component: plasma membrane; gap junction. The record is from RefSeq and is marked reviewed. Lineage: Eukaryota; Metazoa; Nematoda; Chromadorea; Rhabditida; Rhabditidae. Gene Ontology annotation, biological process: transmembrane transport.